Peromyscus californicus insignis is the source of this 7666-nucleotide messenger RNA. RefSeq names its product spermatogenesis associated 5 (gene Afg2a). The transcript has 16 exons. The record is from RefSeq and is a predicted model, not a curated record. Bases 448 to 3129 code for a protein of 893 amino acids. Lineage: Eukaryota; Metazoa; Chordata; Mammalia; Rodentia; Cricetidae. Gene Ontology annotation, molecular function: ATP binding; ATP hydrolysis activity. Gene Ontology annotation, cellular component: cytoplasm.
UCGCCCGGAGGAGGGCUGACCGUAAACUCUCGGAAAGUCUCACCGGCCGCUAAGGUUGAGGUGGGCUUCCCGUUUGGCCGAGAGCUCGGUGGAGUUGACCGUGGACUGUCUUUGGUGGCUCUGGCCGGAGGGGAGAAACUUUCGAUUUGCUUUUUUUACUUUAAGUGAACCGACACUUGCUUCGGGUCUAGGCAAAGCGGCGGAGCAACCGAAGUUCACUUUUCAGGAGUUCAUAACGUAAACGGAGGUUCCUAGGCCACGCCCAGACUUCUUUAACAAAAGCGUCCUGAGAGACCCUCGCUAACCGACGCGGACUCUCGGGCUGCGCUCUACGUGGAGCAUUACGGCGCGCGCACCGAGCCGCUGACCUGUGACCCGGAAGUUUUCUCCCCGAGCCGCGCACGUUGAGCCGGCUUUGGGUCUGCCUUUUUCCCAUAGCCUGCAGUCAUGUCUUCCAAGAAGAACAGAAAGCGGCAGAAAGAGGGCGCGGAGGGCACGUCGCCCUCGCUGUCUGCCGCUUCGUCUCGCUCGGGGACCCCGGCUCCUCUCGCCCGGCCGGCCGUGGCGGCGCCGGGGAUGCUGGUGGUCACCAACUUCCUCGAGAAAGUAGAUGGCAAAGUUCCUAAGACAUUCCAGAAUUCCCUUGUUCAUCUUGGACUUAAUACUAUGAAGUCUGCAAACAUUUGUAUAGGCCGACCAGUGCUCCUUACCAGUUUGGAUGGAAAGCAGGAGGUUUAUACAGCCUGGCCAGUUGCAGGAUUUCCUGGAGGCAAGGUUGGCCUGAGUGAAAUGGCACAGAAGAAUGUGGGUGUGAGAGCUGGUGAUACCAUCCAGGUCCAGCCUCUCUUGGGAGCUGUGCUUCAGGCUCAGGAAAUGGACUUGGCACUGAGUGACAAAGAUAAGGAAAUUAAUGAAGAAGAACUGACUGGGUGUAUUCUGAGAAAACUAGAUGGCAAGAUUGUUUUACCAGGCAACUUCCUGUACUGUACAUUCUAUGGACGACUCUGCAAGUUACAAGUGUUGCAAGUAAAAGGGACAGAUGGCACAACAUUGGGAAAACCUCAGAGUGCCUCUGCUGCUGAUAGCCAGGGCCUGGCGUCUGAACACUCCAGCAUGGAAAGCAGUGACGGGGAUAUAUCCUUCCAGCUAAGCCAGUUAGAUCUGAAAGAGCCUCAGAGCCCAGCAUCCCAGAGUACUCCCUGUAAAUCCGUUAAAGACAGAGUUAUGAAUAAAGCUGGUGAAGUUUUGUUAGAUGUUACACAGAGCCCCAGGGAUGGCAGUGGACUUGGACUAGAGGAAGUCACAGGUCCUAAGUGUAGUUUUGAUUCAUCCAGAGAAGGAAAUACACAGCCUGUCAAUGAAGAGAAACUACUGAAGUCUACCAGUGCAGGGGCAAAGAGGAAUACUGAUACUUUUUAUUUUAUUUCUUCGACAACAAGAAUCAACCUUAAAAAGAUUUGUACAAAUUCGAAAGAACAAGACAGCCAAUUCAAAGUAACUUAUGACAUGAUUGGAGGCUUAAACAGUCAGCUGAAAGCAAUAAGAGAAAUAAUUGAACUGCCUCUCAAGCAGCCUGAACUUUUCAAGAGUUAUGGGAUUCCAGCACCUAGAGGGUUGUUACUCUAUGGUCCUCCAGGCACUGGGAAGACAAUGAUUGCUAGGGCUGUUGCUAAUGAAGUUGGAGCUUAUGUUUCUGUAAUUAAUGGUCCUGAAAUUAUAAGCAAAUUCUAUGGUGAGACUGAAGCAAGGUUACGCCAGAUAUUUGCUGAAGCCACCCUACGGCACCCAUCAAUUAUUUUUAUUGAUGAGCUGGAUGCACUUUGCCCUAAAAGAGAAGGAGCUCAAAAUGAAGUGGAAAAGAGAGUUGUAGCCUCACUCUUAACACUGAUGGAUGGCAUAGGCUCAGAAGGAAGUGAAGGACGGGUAUUAGUCCUUGGGGCUACAAAUCGCCCUCAGGCGCUAGAUGCUGCACUCAGAAGACCAGGACGAUUUGAUAAAGAGAUUGAGAUCGGGGUUCCUAAUGCCCAGGACAGGCUUGAUAUUCUCCAGAAGCUGCUCCGAAGGGUGCCACACUUGCUCACUAAAGCUGAGCUGCUGAGGCUGGCAAAUAAUGCCCAUGGAUAUGUUGGCGCUGACUUGAAGGCUUUGUGUAAUGAGGCAGGUCUGUAUGCCUUGCGAAGAGUCCUGAGGAAACAGCCUAAUCUCCCUGAUAGCAAGGUGGCUGGCAUGGUGAAAAUUACCCUGAAUGAUUUCUUACAAGGGAUGAAUGACAUCAGACCUAGUGCUAUGAGAGAGGUAGCGAUUGAUGUCCCAAAUGUAUCCUGGUCAGAUAUUGGAGGACUGGAAAAUAUCAAACUGAAAUUGAAACAGGCUGUGGAAUGGCCCUUGAAACAUCCUAAGUCUUUCAUCAGAAUGGGUAUUCAGCCACCUAAAGGAGUUCUCUUGUAUGGUCCUCCUGGAUGCUCCAAAACAAUGAUAGCAAAGGCUUUGGCCAAUGAAAGCGGGUUGAACUUUCUAGCUAUAAAGGGGCCUGAGUUAAUGAAUAAAUAUGUUGGUGAAUCUGAAAGAGCAGUUAGAGAGAUAUUCCGUAAAGCAAGAGCAGUGGCACCUUCCAUUAUCUUUUUUGAUGAACUUGAUGCUUUGGCAGUUGAAAGGGGCAGUUCUUCAGGUGCUGGGAAUGUUGCAGACCGUGUUUUGGCUCAGCUGUUAACGGAGAUGGAUGGGAUUGAACAGCUAAAAGAUGUAACAGUUUUGGCAGCUACUAAUCGCCCAGACAGAAUAGACAAGGCGUUGAUGCGGCCUGGAAGAAUUGAUAGGAUCAUUUACGUGCCCUUACCGGAUGCAGCAACAAGAAGGGAAAUACUGAACCUACAGUUCCACUCAAUGCCAGUCGGUAACGAGGUUGAUCUGGAUGAACUCGUCCUCCAAACUGACACUUAUUCAGGAGCAGAGAUCAUAGCUCUCUGCAAGGAGGCUGCUCUUCUGGCCCUGGAAGAAGAUAUUAAAGCUGACCGCAUUAUGAAGAGGCAUUUCACUCAAGCCUUGAGCAUUGUGACACCUAGAAUCCCAGAGUCACUGAUGCGCUUUUAUGAAGAUUACCAAGAGAAGAGUGGGCUACACACAGCCUAAGAAAUGCAUACUUAUAUGCAUAUAUUUUGUAGAGAAAAGUUUUGUUUGCAAAUUUUGUCUUGAGAGUGUUUACAGUUUCUUAAUAGGUAAAUGUUUGAAAUAACCUCCCUGGAGUUGAAGAGCCUCACCUAAAUGUUUUCGAAUCAUUCAAGUACAAUAAACAUAUCUCUGGGCAUGAGUUCAAACCAGUUUUACAUUUUGAUUUUCAACAACAUACAUUCAUCCCUUGUAUUAUUUCUUUACUGCAGAAUUCACCAGUUCUUUGCUUAUAGAUAGGAUUUUAUGAUGCCUAGGUUGGCCUCCAACUCCGUAAAGCUGGAGGUGAACUUCAACUUCUGAAUCUGUUGCUUCUGCUUCCCAAAUGCUGGCAUCACAGCUAUAUUUUGCAGUACUGUUGAUGUGUGCUGGACCUUGAACCCAGGGCCCAGCACAUGCUAGGCAAGUACCCUACCAGCCAAGCCACGUUUCCUCUCCCAAAUCUGCACUCUGAAAUGCCAGCCAGGUUUAGUUCCAGAUGUGUAGUUCUCAUUGCUCUUGGCACCUGCAUUUGUGGCCAGAAAGCAUGAAAUUUUCACAUACAGUGAUAGGCUUAGAAAAUUUAAAAGUAUGGGUCCAUCCAGUUUGAGGCCAGAACUGGACCCUCAGCUUUUGCUACAAUACUGUAAGGAAAUCAAAGUGUAUGCCAGUUUUAAUGUAUACCUGUGUACAAGUUGUUCGUUAAUCGUUUCAGUUAAAAAGAAAAACCUAAGAAUCAAACAGGGCUGUCGAGAUGACUUAGCAGGUAAAGGCAUUUGCCACCAACCCUAACAACCUGAGUUUGGUCUCUGGUGGACAGAGAGAACCCAUCAGGUUGUCCUUUGAACUUUUCACAUGUGCACCAGAGCAUGAACACACACACAUACACACACAAAUAAAUGUCAUUUAAAAAUUAACAACAAAAUUACAAAUUUUACCUUGAAUUCUGUUGGAUUAUGUUGUAUUCUAAAUAUGUGUGUUUAUGCCUCUAGUUAAAUAUCCUCAAAAUUCCUUGACACUUUGAUACUGCGUAAACCCUCUUUAAAAAACUGGCUGGGCGGGCAGUGAUGGUGUGGUGUUAGUGCAAAAAAAGGAGAUGGAAGGUCAGAGUUUAAAAAGAUUUUAGAGCCAGGCAGUGGUGGCACACGCCUUUAAUCCCAGCACCUGGGAGGCAGAGGCAGGCAGAUCUCUGUGAGUUCAAGGCCAGCGUGGUCUACAGAGUGAGUUCCAGGACAGCCAGGGCCACACAGAAAACCCAUCUUGGGGUAGGGGUGGGGAUGACAAAACAGAACAAAACUCUGUCCAGGUGAUCAGUGAGAACCUGGCAGCUAGUGUUUGAAAAUCAGAAAGACAAUUGUGUGACUGAAGAUAGUCUGAAGAAGUGAGGAAGCCACAUGACAGCUGUUCAUCCUGUCACUGUCUGAUACACUUGGCAAGACAGCAUUGGUCACCAGUUCAUAACACCACUUAAGGAAGAAAAGUGUUACUAUUUAGUACUGUGCUGUCAAAUAUAAGUAUUAUAUUUAUUUAAAUGAAAUAAUAUCAAAAUUUCAUCAGCCAUAUUAGGUAUACUUUAAAAUGUGACCGUAUAGAAAAAUCCCAUCAUUCAGAUAGUUUGGUUGGAUAGUGAUAACUUGUAAAUUACCUUUAUAACUGGGCACAGUGGUACAUACCUAUAAUCCCAGCUUUGGGGAGGUACAAGUAGGGGAUUAUGAGCUUAAGGCCUGCCUGGGCUACAUGAGACACUGGUGUUAGGAUAAAGAAAUUAGGCAUACACAAUGAGAUAAACAAGGCCUCAAAACUACUUUUGUGCUCUCCACUUCCAUUUUAGUUAUUUGUGAAUAAAAUUAUGGCAAGGAAGGACCUCACUUUCUUCCCACGUAUGACUCAGAAUAUAAGAGGAUAAGAGAAAAGCUAACUUUCCAAGGACUGGGCAAGAAUCUGAAGAGAACACCUCUCCUCAUGAAGUACAAACCAGAACUUGACUUGAGUCAGGUGGGGGAAAGAAAGAUGUUGAUCUUGACUAACAAAGGAGAGUGGGUGUUGUCACCACAUGGGAAGCUGGAGUUGAGCCUCAGCUCUACAUACUGCCCAGUUCUGAGCAUACACACACACACCCCAUAUCCCCACACCCUCAGUGCAAGAGUAGACUAGAAGAGUUCUUCCCCUGGCAGAGGGAACCACAGGCACCUCAUACUUGCCCUGUGCUUUGGAUAUUUGAAAAAGGCCUACUAGGGAUUGUGCCCACAGACUUAACCACAGUGUUGACGUUUGAACUCACACUACUUCAGAUUCCCACGAAAGCAUACAUCCACAAAAGGACUGUCUUAGGGUGGCUAACAGCCCCACUAGUGAAGAUGCCUACACCCUGGCUACUGGAGGUUCUGAGCAGAUGACAUCCCAUAGAGAAGCGUUUGUAAUCUCCCAAGGAUGAGCAGGAGAACUUCGGACAAUGCCAUGUAAUUCGGUGCAGCCACCUCAGAAAGCAGCUCAGGAGUCUUAGGUCUCUGGGUAUGCACAGUGACUUCAAUUCAAAGACCUUUAAAAGAGUGGGCCUCUACCUGUAAUGGCAGUUGAGGAAGUGUAAGGGAAGGCAUACAAUAGAACACAGUGACAAUUGAGAAUAAUUAGAGAUCCACAUGAGACAGUUGAAUUCAAAGCUGAAGAGAAAUACCUUAGAGAGUGUAAAGCAUGAAGCUGACUGUAGGUUUAAGCCUGCCUACACGACAAGACCCUGUCUCAAAUAGAAUUACAUGUUGUUUAUGGGGACUGUACAAGUAAAAAGGAGACAUCAAAUAGGUGUUGCGGAGAGGCAAAAGCUGCAGUUCUUAUAUUGUGUUAGUUGCUUCAGUUAUUAGCUGAGUGACAGUAAUCCAGGUGUCAUUUUUUUUGUAGUUGUGCCUGAAUAUGUGUUGCUAAUUUUAUAAGUAGGCCUUGAACAUCACAGUCAUUUAAUUACAUGGACUUACAUCUCAAUCCAGGGUACCUACACCCUGUCUAAAGACUCAGGAUCGCUGUGUUCAAGGAUAAAAUGCAGAGUAAAUAAAUAAGGUGCAAGAAGAGAUGGAGACCUAGGAGACCAGUGGAAAGAAAUGUGUUGAUGGAAGUUAAUGCCUUAGCAGUAGAUCUGUUUCCAUGGUGCUGUGGUGUUAGUGCAAGAAAGGAGAUGGAAGGUCAGCGUUCAAAAAGGUUUUAGAGCCAGGCAGUGGUGGCCUAUACCUUUAAGAUUUUAGAGCACUAAUUGUAGAAACAGAAGUUCUGGGUGAUAAAGUUCUUAGUGACAGUAUCAUUGACAUGACUCAGCCAUGACAAAGAUUCCUAAGCCUCACACCUAUUGUAGAUUGGCAAAGCCAUUCCCCAUAUGGGCUAGGCUCAAGAGGAGUGGCAAAACUUUCCUGGGGGUUCUAGUGUUAGCAAGUGACCAGUGUGCACAAAAGCUAGCCGCUGCAGCUCCCCCUCCCUGUUUGCAGCCAGAGUCAUGGCCUGUGAGGUACCACCUGCGAAGACUAGCCACACCCUCCCCUUGUGCUGUACAUAAUGGACAGUGAGGUUCUGGGUUGCUGACAGUAGUGGAUGCCCUCUGUCAGUGUGCAGAGCCCCACCUGGCCCCAGCUGUCCUGUAUAUGUGUCUGUGUGCCUGUCCUCCAUUCCCUCCCUCACCCUAGUCAGGUUCCAGGACCCAGGCUGCACACAGGAGUUGCAGUAACCCACCCUGAAGCUUUAGUCCUAAAUCAAGCUGUUCUCUUAUUCGACUUGUGCCCUUUUUAUACCAGUACUGUUACAAAGCACACAAAAGACCAGGCCAGAUGUCAACACUACUUGUUUAUGCCAGCUUUGCCUUAAGGGUUUCAUUUCUGAUACCAAAGGCUCAUGUUUAGGGACAAGUGGUACAUGAUCAUGCUAUUUGUGUUUGUUGUGAUGGAAUGCAUAGUACAGGUCAUGGCCUAUUUAACAAGAAAAUGGCUAGCUUCUUGUCCUCAUAUGGUUUACUUUUUGGCAUCUGGUCAGGAGUUUGUCCUUGUUCUACAUUUUUUUUUUCUGAUUGAAAUUUUGAAGAAUGGCUUCCACCCUUUAUCUCUAAUGUGUGAAACAGUUUUCAAAGGAAAUGUAUAGUUUGUUUUUGCUCAGUUUAAGACUAGGUCUCACUCUGUACUCAAGCUGGUCUUAAACUCAAGGCAAGCCUGCUGUCUCGGUCUCCCAAGUCCUGGGAUCACAGGCUUAAGUAUCUGCCGAAUGUAUGAUGAUCAGAAAGAAGCUAACUAUAGGAAGCAGAAUGGAAUUAUCAUCUGGUCUGUCACUCCGUAAAUGAAGCCCUCGGGUCCUUGCUUGUUUUCUCCUCCUUCUGGAGUCCUGCCUGGAAGUGCAAACACACACCUGGUUACUCUCUAGAAUCAGGUGUGGCUUACACUAGAGUGAGUUCAGGGGUGUUUGACAGCUUAAUGCUCUGUUUACUUGCUUGCUCCUCCCACGUCAACCUGGGUGUAUCUCAGAAAACACAAAUAAAUUCCUUAUUUGAAAGCCA